AUGCGAUUUGGCCUGCCAUCAAAAUUGGAACUCACUCCUCCGUUUAGGAUAGGCAUCCGAACUCAACUAACGGCACUAGUUAGUAUAGUGGCUUUGGGCUCACUGAUUAUUCUGGCUGUAACGACAGGGGUCUAUUUUACCUCGAACUAUAAAAAUUUAAGGUCCGAUAGACUGUACAUUGCCGCUCAGUUAAAGUCAUCACAGAUUGACCAAACUCUAAACUACUUAUAUUACCAGGCGUACUAUUUGGCAUCAAGAGACGCCCUGCAAAGCUCACUAACAAGUUACGUUGCAGGUAACAAGAGUGCAGAUAAUUGGGUAGAUUCCUUGAGUGUGAUUCAAAAAUUUUUGAGCUCUUCAAACUUGUUUUAUGUUGCUAAAGUUUACGAUUCUUCAUUUAAUGCUGUUUUGAACGCUACGAAUAAUGGAACUGGUGAUCUAAUUCCAGAAGAUGUUUUAGACAGUUUGUUCCCAUUAUCCACCGAUACACCGCUACCUUCUUCACUGGAAACUAUAGGUAUAUUGACGGAUCCAGUACUAAAUAGCACCGACUAUUUGAUGUCUAUGUCUUUACCUAUUUUUGCCAAUCCUUCUAUUAUCUUGACUGAUUCAAGGGUUUACGGAUACAUUACUAUAAUAAUGUCGGCAGAGGGUCUGAAAAGUGUGUUCAACGAUACAACUGCUUUAGAACAUUCCACAAUUGCCAUUAUUUCUGCAGUAUAUAAUAGUCAAGGCAAAGCUUCAGGGUAUCAUUUUGUCUUUCCACCGUAUGGAUCACGAUCAGACCUCCCGCAAAAAGUUUUUUCUAUAAAAAAUGAUACAUUCAUUAGUAGCGCAUUUAGAAACGGGAAGGGAGGGUCUUUGAAACAAACCAAUAUCCUUUCUACACGGAAUACUGCUUUAGGCUAUUCACCAUGUUCGUUUAACCUAGUUAAUUGGGUCGCGAUAGUUUCACAGCCUGAGUCGGUUUUCCUUUCUCCAGCAACGAAACUAGCAAAAAUCAUCACCGGCACUGUCAUCGCUAUUGGUGUCUUUGUCAUUUUGUUAACCCUUCCUCUAGCACACUGGGCAGUGCAACCAAUUGUACGUCUACAAAAGGCAACUGAAUUAAUUACAGAGGGGAGAGGCCUUCGACCGAGCACCCCAAGAACGAUAAGCAGAGCCAGUUCAUUCAAAAGAGGAUUUAGUUCUGGAUUUGCUGUUCCUUCUUCGUUAUUACAAUUUAAUACUGCUGAAGCUGGCAGCACCACAAGCGUAAGUGGCCAUGGAGGCAGUGGCCAUGGCAGUGGUGCAGCUUUUUCAGCAAAUAGUAGCAUGAAAAGCGCUAUAAACCUUGGAAAUGAGAAAAUGUCACCUCCAGAGGAGGAGAACAAAAUACCGAAUAACCACACCGAUGCUAAAAUAUCAAUGGAUGGCUCGCUAAAUCACGAUUUGCUUGGACCACAUUCCUUGAGACAUAAUGACACUGACAGAAGUUCCAAUAGAUCUCACAUUCUCACAACUUCUGCAAAUUUAACUGAAGCUAGGCUACCAGAUUAUAGAAGACUAUUUUCUGAUGAACUUUCCGAUUUAACAGAAACCUUCAAUACUAUGACAGACGCAUUAGACCAACAUUAUGCUCUUCUAGAAGAAAGAGUUAGGGCGAGGACAAAACAACUCGAAGCUGCCAAGAUUGAGGCAGAGGCCGCAAAUGAAGCAAAAACCGUCUUUAUUGCCAAUAUUUCGCACGAAUUGAGAACGCCUUUAAAUGGUAUUCUGGGUAUGACGGCUAUUUCAAUGGAAGAAACCGAUGUUAACAAAAUAAGAAAUAGUUUAAAACUCAUUUUUAGAUCAGGUGAGCUUUUGCUUCAUAUUCUAACGGAAUUGUUAACUUUUUCCAAAAACGUUCUUCAAAGAACGAAACUGGAGAAAAGAGAUUUUUGCAUUACCGAUGUUGCCUUACAAAUAAAAUCGAUAUUUGGUAAAGUUGCAAAGGAUCAGCGUGUUCGUCUUUCAAUAUCAUUGUUUCCUAAUUUGAUAAGGACAAUGGUUCUUUGGGGUGAUUCCAACAGAAUUAUUCAAAUUGUGAUGAAUCUAGUGUCCAAUGCACUAAAGUUCACCCCUGUAGAUGGUACCGUUGAUGUAAGAAUGAAACUGUUGGGUGAAUACGACAAAGAAUUAAGCGAGAAGAAGCAAUACAAAGAAGUGUAUAUCAAAAAAGGGACAGAAGUAACCGAAAAUUUAGAAACUACAGAUAAAUACGAUCUUCCAACUUUAUCGAACCAUAGGAAAAGUGUCGAUUUAGAAUCCAGCGCUACUUCCCUAGGAAGUAAUAGAGACACUUCGACAAUUCAGGAAGAGAUAACAAAAAGAAAUACUGUUGCGAAUGAAAGUAUCUAUAAGAAAGUGAAUGACAGGGAAAAAGCUUCGAAUGAUGAUGUAUCUUCUAUAGUAUCAACAACUACCAGCUCGUAUGAUAACGCUAUCUUCAAUAGUCAGUUCAAUAAAGCACCUGGCUCAGAUGAUGAAGAAGGUGGUAACCUAGGAAGACCUAUCGAAAACCCCAAAACGUGGGUUAUUUCUAUUGAAGUGGAAGACACUGGGCCUGGUAUUGACCCUUCCUUACAAGAAUCUGUAUUUCAUCCAUUUGUUCAAGGUGAUCAAACAUUGUCCAGGCAAUAUGGUGGUACUGGCUUAGGUCUAUCAAUCUGUAGACAGUUAGCAAAUAUGAUGCAUGGAACGAUGAAAUUAGAGUCGAAAGUAGGUGUUGGUAGUAAAUUCACUUUUACCUUGCCAUUAAAUCAAACUAAAGAGAUCAGUUUUGCAGAUAUGGAGUUUCCUUUUGAGGACGAAUUUAAUCCUGAGAGUAGAAAGAACAGAAGAGUCAAGUUUAGUGUUGCUAAAAGCAUCAAGAGCCGACAAUCCACAUCAUCUGUUGCAACACCAGCUACAAAUAGAAGUAGCCUAACCAACGACGUGCUACCGGAGGUAAGAAGUAAAGGUAAGCAUGAGACGAAAGAUGUUGGAAAUCCUAACAUGGGAAGAGAAGAAAAAAACGACAAUGGAGGGCUUGAACAACUGCAGGAAAAAAAUAUUAAACCUUCUAUAUGUCUUACAGGUGCUGAAGUUAACGAACAAAAUUCCUUGUCUUCUAAGCAUCGUUCUCGACAUGAAGGUCUAGGUUCUGUCAAUCUUGAUAGACCAUUUUUGCAAAGUACUGGUACAGCCACAUCAAGUAGAAACAUCCCCACAGUCAAAGACGACGAUAAAAAUGAAACAAGUGUCAAAAUUUUGGUUGUAGAAGAUAAUCAUGUAAAUCAGGAAGUUAUCAAAAGAAUGUUGAACUUGGAGGGCAUUGAAAAUAUUGAACUGGCUUGCGAUGGCCAAGAAGCAUUCGACAAAGUUAAAGAAUUGACAUCUAAGGGCGAAAAUUAUAAUAUGAUUUUCAUGGAUGUCCAGAUGCCUAAAGUGGAUGGUUUACUUUCUACCAAGAUGAUAAGGCGCGAUUUAGGUUAUACCUCACCUAUUGUCGCUCUAACCGCUUUUGCUGACGAUAGCAACAUUAAAGAAUGUUUGGAAUCAGGAAUGAACGGAUUUUUAUCGAAACCAAUCAAAAGACCAAAAUUGAAAACUAUUCUUACUGAGUUUUGUGCAGCAUAUCAGGGAAAGAAAAAUAACAAAUGA
Molecule: messenger RNA, 3663 nt
Organism: Saccharomyces cerevisiae S288C
Lineage: Eukaryota; Fungi; Ascomycota; Saccharomycetes; Saccharomycetales; Saccharomycetaceae
Gene: SLN1
Product: histidine kinase
Exons: 1
Coding region: 1-3663 (1220 amino acids)
Biological process (GO): signal transduction; osmosensory signaling via phosphorelay pathway; phosphorelay signal transduction system
Cellular component (GO): membrane; plasma membrane
Molecular function (GO): molecular sensor activity; phosphorelay sensor kinase activity; transferase activity, transferring phosphorus-containing groups
Source: RefSeq, marked reviewed